Messenger RNA from Orbilia oligospora ATCC 24927, 3081 nucleotides. RefSeq lists its product as uncharacterized. The record is from RefSeq and is a predicted model, not a curated record. The coding region runs from base 1 to 3081 and encodes 1026 amino acids. Gene Ontology annotation, biological process: protein secretion. The transcript has 3 exons. NCBI's taxonomy places the organism in Eukaryota, Fungi, Ascomycota, Orbiliomycetes, Orbiliales, Orbiliaceae.
AUGUCCAGCCAAAAGACCUUUCAAGCAACCCUCAAUACAGCUGCUACAUUCCUCCAGCCAGUCUUCAAACCUCAAAAUGCAUCAAACAGACAUCACCCCUCUAUCAUCGAAUCUCUCUACCAAACCCUCCCUAAAAAUGACAUAUCAGCUUCUUCUUCAUCGGUAGAAGCUCCUUCAUACAAUCUUAAAUCCUCGAAAGUGAUACUAUAUGCCUUAUCACUUCUUUCAAAGCUCAACCAAUCCGCCACCCCUAAGAACUCAUCUCCAGACGCCCUUUUCGCACCUAGAGAUCAACGUAUAAUCCUCGGAUUGGCGGACCUAAUACUUCUAGAGGGAAUAUACCCAAAUACUACAUCUGGGAUCUUACCGCCAUUAGACAGGCGUACAAAAUCCUCUGGAUACUUUUCACAAAUACAGGCUGCUGCCGCCGCCGCAUCAAUUAGUCAGCAUGAGGAUGGGACGGAUAGUCGCAAUGUCGAGUUACUUGCGAUGAUAGUGGAUAACAUCCAACCUAUAUUGGUAACAGCAUCGAACGAGGUUAGUGAUGCUGUGCGGGAAAGGCUGCAGAUGGAUUUAGUUGCUUGUCUGGGUGAAUUAGCAUUUAACCCUGAGAAUGGAACCGAAGAAUGGCGGAAAAAGUUUUAUAGUGCUUUAGAUAAUAUUCAAACGCCUAUUCUCCUACCCCUCCUUGUCCCCCUCAUCCUCCCCACGACCCCGCCAUGGUUCCAAAAACCAUUAACAACCUACCUCUCAAGCAUCCCACUAGCCCGUCCAGGUGGUGUAAAAGACGAAAUAACGUUCUUUAUAGAUCCUACUAACGAGAUACCAACCCAGCGGGUAGCACUUCAACAGGCGUCAAAGCUCAUAGGAUCCGUACCGACCGCUUCGACUCCCGACCAAUAUUUCUCUGUGGUUGCACCGCAAUUAAUAGAGUUAUUAGACGAAGUCGGAAAUCUGGGGCUCGCCGCGGGGAUAGUUAUUAACGAUGUAUUUGAACGACGGAAGAAAGGAGUUGAAAAAUAUUUUUUCCCGAGGUUGUUACGUCCGCUUCGACCAGCGAAAUCACAGAUCCCAGUGGCGGAAGAAGUGGAAAAUGGUGAUAUCAUCACCUUGACGGAGGAAGAAGAUCUUGAACGAGCAAUUAAUCGAAUAUCAUCCCUCUUCCAAUCGUCAAACGGAAAAAGUUACCUGGCCUCACGGAUUCUAGACACCCUAACCCUCCCUCUCUGGGGUCUCUGGCAAUUCGCUGUUGCAAUAAAAGCAACUAGCCCAACAGUUAAAAAGACGCCACAAGACCUCCUUAUAGCUUACAUGAAACUCAAACCUAGUUCAACAGUCUUAGACGAAAUAGUACAAAACUUUGGUUAUGACGGAGACGACCACUGGAUUUUCACCCGAGGAGAAAUGGGACAAGUGAAGAUCGUAGCACGAGAUACAGAUCUCCCAUCCAAGGCAAUUGAAGUAAAGGAUAUCGAAGAAAGAACCCCGAGCUUUAUAUCUCUAGCGUUGGCGGCGAAUGAUGAUGUAUUCACAGACUUCUUUUUAAGUUUGUGUAGACGUUGGUUAGGUGGUGGGUUUACAAUAAGUGCCGAAGGUGGCGAUAGAGCUGCAUUUGGGUUGUUGUUCCAGUUAAAAGUUUUGGAGGGGAUACUGGAACAUCAUUCGGAACGGUUGACUCGGCGGCCAGAACAAGUCAUCAUCCUUGUUAAGGAAAUCCUGGAUUCCCAUGUUAGGACGCUGGAGAAAGAAAGAGAAAGACUUGAAGCGUUGCAGAAUCCGUCAAUGAAUACGCUUGGAAAAAUAAUGGAUGGAGAGGAAGAUUUUGAUUCUCUGGUUGCCGAUGACAAUGACGAAACUUCUAGUGGUGGCGAUGCAAUAGGUAUUGCACUACAACUCCUAAAUUCUAUCGUAUCGACAUCGUUUUCAAGAACUGUAUCUGAACAGGAGAAGAAACUAUUAUCGACUUUACAACCUUCUCUGAAGUAUUUAUCUUCGGAAAGAGGUGUGGGUGGAUCUAUUGCAUCUCUAACAAGGAGUUUGGGACUCUUUAUCUCGACACAGGAUAUUCCUUUAACCGGUCCAAUAGAUGGGGAUGUCAAGCCAGUCGACGAGAAAGUUUUGAAACAACAACAGACGUUACAGACUGCGUUAUUAUAUCUACAAGACCAGAUGGUACCAAUCCGUGCGCAUGGAUUGGAGAUAUUGAAGGGGUUGAUCAAGGAACGAAGUUCAGUGGUUGAUGUCCAGACGAUUACAAAGCUCUUAAUCGAUAUGUUACAAGAUAAAGAGUCAUUCGUGUAUCUGGGUGUGGUUAAGACACUCUGUGAAUUGGCUGAUAAACAUCCUGGUACGGUGAUUGGGAUGCUGGUGGGCGUUUAUGUGGACGAGGAAGAAAAGAUGGGGAUCGAUGAGCGACUAAAAGUUGGAGAGGCUUUGAUGGGAACAGUGCAAAGGCUUGGGCAGACGGCGGUGGGAAAGGUUGCUGAAGAGGUAGGAAAUGUUAUGGUUGGGCUGGCGGGGAGGAGGAAGAGGAGGUAUAAAGAAGCCGGAGAGGCUACAAGGGAGAAGGAAGAAGCGGAAAGAAGAAUCAAAAAGGAAGGGGAGAUGGAUGAAGAAUAUAGAAAGGUAUUAAAUGAAGCUAGGGUUGAAGCGGGGAUUGAUGUCGAAGGCGGGAAGAAGGUUAAGAUAGAGGAGGUGGAAGAUGACGAACAGUGGAUCUCAAAGGUUGGGGAAGAGGAUUAUAGGGUCAGGACUUCGGCUUUAUCGGUUUUAGGUAUUUUAUUUGAGACUAAUGCCUCUGGCGUGCCGGUGGGUGUUACCCUCGCCGCGGUGGAAGUUGCAUUGAGGAUUUUGGAACUUGAGAGGGGGAAGGAACAGGCAACGGUUAGGAGGGCCGCGGUACAUUUGGUAUCCAGUGUUUUGAACGGAUUAGAGAAGAAUGGGACAGUGGAACUAUUGAAGGUUAUACCGAGGGAACGGCUAGAAGAUAUCGUGAGGGUCUUGGGGUAUACUAGAGCAACGGAUGAUGAUGGGCUAGUGAGAGAGCAGGCAGGCGUGCUGGUCGAAGCAUUGACAGAGUAG